Ramularia collo-cygni is the source of this 255-nucleotide messenger RNA. RefSeq lists its product as uncharacterized. The record is from RefSeq and is a predicted model, not a curated record. NCBI's taxonomy places the organism in Eukaryota, Fungi, Ascomycota, Dothideomycetes, Mycosphaerellales, Mycosphaerellaceae. The coding region runs from base 1 to 255 and encodes 84 amino acids. The transcript has 2 exons.
AUGAAACCGCGAACUUCCUUGGUAACCUCUGCCACCGCCCUUGGGGCAAUGCAAGUCAUCAUUGGGCUGGCCCGAGUUGUGCUUCAGCGUCAGCGCAAGAAUGGCCACGCCAUUCAGCAGGAACUGCUGAUUCGUCUCGAACUCCAAGGCCUGAGGAAAUGCUCCUGCACCCCUUUUAUUACAGCAACGCAGUCAUCGCCUCGCAUUUCAUUCGCGACGCAGAGACUGGUGCCGUCCGAGCGAGUCGCAGAGUAG